AUGCCGCAAAUUUAUCUCUUUGGUGACCAGACGAUCCACGCCGACUCCAGCCUGCAGGAGUUGCUGUACUUCAGUAAUAACAAGACAGUAUCCAUUCUUCUAUCGGAGGCCUAUCAAGCCAUUAGAAAAGAGAUUUCUUGUCUUCCAGCUACUGAACGGGCAUUGUUUCCUCAACCUGAAACCCUUGGCCUACUCCUCGAUGCAGUGAAAAAAGGAAAACGACAUCCCGCGUUAGAGAGCGCCUUGCUAUGCCUCUAUGAAAUUGCAGAAUAUAUCCGAGUUCAAGAGAUUGGACAUGUUGAUCCCUCCGAUGCCAACCAGUUUCUGAUUGGUCUCUGUACUGGAUCACUUGCUGCCGCUGCUAUAAGCUGUUCUCGAACGGUAGCUGAAUUGAUUCCAUUGGGUAUCGAGUCAGUGGUAGUUGCUUUCUGGGUGGGAAUGAAUGCAUUUCGCAAAGCCAAUGUCUUGGCCCCUUCAAGCCCUGCAAGCCCGAAAUCAUGGAGUCUCACGGUGGCUGGUAUCACCGAGAUAGAAUGUGAAAAAGCAAUCCAGUCAUGUUGUGACGAUUCGGAGCGCCCUAUUACAAUGAAGCCCUAUAUCAGUGCUGUCGGUUCCCACUCAGUCACGAUUAGCGGUCCAUCACAUGUCAUAGAGGCUUUGCAGAGCUUUUCAGUUCUGAAAGAAAAGAGAACUUUACUCUUGCCAAUAUACGCACCGUACCACGCCUCGCAUUUGUAUAUUGAGAAUGAUGUGACAGAGAUUCUAAGCUCAAUUUCUCGAAGCUUAUCAGUGGACCGAGUACCACAGAUUCCAAUAAUCUCGAACGCCUCGGGACUGGUACUGAUAGAGUCUACUUUCGGUGCUCUUCUACACACUUUGGUUAAAGAGAUAUUGACCAAUCCAGUGCGAAUAGACCAUAUUAUUGAUGGCAUCGCAGAAAACACCCUGGGUGGAACCAGGCACUUGAUUCCCAUUCACACACAAAGUGGCUCCAGUAUUGCAUCUGCCUUGCGUCAGAGGGGCCUCGAAGUGAUCUGCACCACUCAUCCUUCCGCGAAGACAGAUUCGGUGAGAACAGAGCAUAAUUCCUCCAACCAGGACUCGUCAAAGAUUGCGAUUAUCGGAUUCAGCGGCCGUUUCCCGGAAGCCGAUAAUCUCGAUGAGUUUUGGAAAGUCCUUGAAGAAGGGCUUGACGUUCACAAACCCAUCCCUUCUGAUAGAUUUGAUCGUGAAGCACAUUAUGAUCCAACGCUCCAAAGGAAGAACACUAGUCGCAUCCGGCAUGGUUGCUGGAUUCGCAACCCCGGCCUUUUUGAUGCACGUUUCUUCCACUUUUCGCCUCGCGAGGCCUGUCAAGCGGACCCAGCGCAAAGGCUAGCUCUUCUUACAGCUUACGAAGCCAUCGAAAUGGCUGGCCUUGUACCCGAUCGCACACCAUCAACCCAACGCCGUCGCGUUGGUGUCUACUACGGCACGACGAGCGAUGAUUGGCGUGAGGUUAACAGUGGCCAAAAUAUCGACACCUACUUCAUUCCUGGAGGAAACAGAGCAUUCGUCCCCGGUCGUCUGAACUAUUUCUUCAAGUUUGGUGGACCUAGUGUUUCUGUAGAUACAGCCUGCUCAUCAAGCUUGGCAGCUAUCAAUGUUGCUUGUACGGCUUUGUUAAAUCAAGAAUGCGACACCGCACUUGCUGGAGGCACGAACGUCAUGACAAACCCAGAUAACUUUGCCGGCUUGGAUCGAGGUCAUUUCCUAUCACCCUCCGGAAACUGUAAGACAUUUGAUGAUGGUGCGGAUGGAUAUUGCCGUGCAGACGGUGUGGGAUCUGUGGUUUUGAAGCGUCUUUCAGACGCUAUUGCUGAUAACGACCCUAUCUUUGGUGUGAUUCGAGGCACGCAUACAUCACAUUCAGCAGAAGCAGUUUCUAUAACCCGCCCACUGGCUGAUGCACAAGAGUAUCUCUUUCGUCAAAUCCUCAGUAGGACUGGAAUCCAUCCGCAUGAGAUCAGUUAUAUUGAGAUGCAUGGUACAGGCACUCAAGCUGGAGAUGCAGUGGAAAUGAAAUCUGUUCUUGACACAUUUGCUUGGGACAAGAGCCGCCCACCUAAUAUGCCUUUGCAUCUUGGGUCAGUCAAGUCCAAUGUUGGACAUGGUGAAUCGGCCUCGGGAGUCACGGCAUUAAUCAAGGUGUUGCUCAUGUUCCAAAGGAAUCGCAUCCCACCACAUUGUGGUAUCAAGACAAAAAUCAACCAUAGCUUCCCAACGGACCUCAAUGAGCGCAACGUCCAUAUCGCCCUGAGUGAAGCUGACUGGUCCCGCCCGAAAAAUUCCACGCGCCGCACAUUUGUUAACAACUUCUCAGCUGCCGGAGGCAAUACUGCUAUCUUGCUUGAGGAUGCAGCCACGGUCGACAGAAACGAACAGCAAGACCCGCGCAUCCAUCAUGUUGUGACCGUGUCUGCUCGGUCCGAAAAGUCGCUGAGGCGGAACCUGCAGUCCCUCGCAAAAUUCAUCGACUCUAAAACUUGUCCAGGUCUUUUAGCGCAGAUCUCCUAUACAACCACUGCUCGUCGAAUGCAUCAUUCUAGACGCGUGGCUGUCUCUGGUAGCGACCUUUCUCAUAUCAAACGCCGCCUCCUCGAACUCGCAUCGGAAGAAAUCAGAUCUAUUCCCGCAAAGUCCCCCUGUGUUGGAUUUCUCCUCACGGGCCAAGGGGCACAACAGACGGCAAUGGCGCAGCAAUUGUACCAACAUAUUACCUCUUUCCGGGCAGACAUACACAGUUUCGAUGCCAUAAGCCAUGCUCAUGGGCUCCCAUCUUGUCUGCCUUUGGUGACAGGUUCGAUUGAAAUCGAAAACCUGUCACCGACGACUAUUCAGCUCGGCACCGUCAUUGUUCAAAUGGCAUUGGGACGGCUCUGGAGAAAUUGGGGACUUCUGCCGCAGUACGUGCUGGGUCACAGUCUCGGAGAGUUUGCCGCCCUUGAACUCGCGGGGGUUUUGAGCGUCAGCGAUACAAUCUAUCUUACUGCCUCGCGUGCGCUCUUGUUAGAGAAGGCAUGUACUUCUGGAUCUCAUGGAAUGAUGGCCGUGAAAAGCUCGCCUGCAGAUCUACGUGACGUUCUUGAGGAACUACCAGUCGAAAUUGCGUGUAUCAAUGGGCCACAGGACACAGUUCUUAGUGGAUCGGGUUCCGACAUUGACAAAGCCAGCCAGAGACUGUCCCAAAAUGGGCUCAGAAGCACUAAGCUUAUUCUUCCAUUUGCAUUCCACUCUUCGCAAGUCAAUCCCAUACUUGAUGACCUGGAAGAGAUUGCUGGACGAUUGGUGUUCAAUGAGCCCAAGAUUCCAUUCAUAUCAACAUUGCUUGGAGAAGUCGUCACAGAAGAGGGUAUCAUCGGCCCUCAUUAUAUUCGGCGGCAUUGUCGCGAGACUGUAAAUUUCUUCCAGGCUGUGGAAGCUGCCAAAGCUAUCGGACUUGUCGAUAUCAAGGGACUUGGAAUUGAAAUUGGCGCCCAUCCCAUUCUUACGGGAAUGAUGACGAAAGUCAUGGGUUCGGAAUUUCGAUCAUGCCCAUCCCUGCGACGGAAUGAAGAUGCUUUCAAAACCCUUGCGGAGUCAUUGAGUGUAUUGCACGUGGCUGGCGUGCCAAUCAAUUGGAACGAGUACCAUCGAGACUUUGCGAUGAGCCAAAAGGCCCUGACGCUUCCUUCGUACAGCUGGGAUCUCGAGAACUAUUGGAUUCAAUACGAGAACAACUUUUGCCUCACUAAAGGCAGUCCGCAGGUGGAAGAUCCCCUGGAAAUCCCGGCUCCGACAUCUACUCGAAUCAGUCCUUCGGUACAGAAGAUUGUUGAAGAGCAAAUAAACGAUCGAAAUGCGCAUAUUGUUAUUGAAUCUGACUUCCAUGACCCGGAGCUUUUGCCGGUCGCUCUGGGACACAAACUGAACGGGCUUGUUCUUUGCCCUUCUUCACUUUACGCCGAUAUUGCCUACACCUUGGGCAAAUAUAUAGCCGAGAAGAAGGGAUAUGGAGAAGGCUUCACUCCCGAUGUGGCAGACGUGAUUGUUGAGAAGGCUCUUGUCAUCAAAGAUAGUGGCCCACAGUCCUUCCGAGCCUCAUUGGACUUUGACUGGAGCUCUCAUCGCGGUAGGAUGGAAGUCUUUAGUGUCGACAUUUCCGGCAAACGAACGAUCAGCCAUGCACACUGUACAGUAUAUCUACAGGAAAGCAAUAUUUGGAAAGACAGCUGGCGGCGACAGCAAUACCUCAUCCAGCGCAGUAUUGAAGUACUUGAAAAGGGUGUUAACACAGGAUCAGCACACAAGCUGCAUCGAGGUCUUGUUUAUAAGCUUUUCUCAUCUACAGUGCAGUAUGAUUAUUCCUACCAAGGGAUCGAAGAGAUCACAUUCGACAGCACUGGGCUUGAGGCCACGGCUAAAGUCUGUCUGAAGCCGAGCCAAUAUAAGUACAAGCUAAACCCAUUCUGGUGUGACAGCUUUGGACACCUCACUGGGUUUGUCAUGAACUCCAACGACUCUCUUGACUUGAGCAAGGAUACUUUUAUCAACCAUGGCUGGGCAUUUAUGCGCUGCUCUGAGACGCUCUCUGCAGAUCAUGUUUACCAGACAUACGUCAAGAUGCAGCCUGUCGGCGACAAUGAUAACUUGUUUUCUGGCGAUGUUUACGUUCUUCGUGAUAAAAAUAUCGUGGCCCAGUACGGAUCAGUCACAUUUCAGCGUAUCGCUAACCGUGUGCUGGAAAUUUUGCUACCAGCGCCAAAGCCCAAGCCUCUCGCUACACGUGCAGCCCCCGAAACAACACCCCUCUCUCUCGCAAACUCGAAGUCCACACCCAGCCCGAAGGAGAAACCAUCAGGUGCUUCUGAUUUGUGGAAACAGGUACUGAAGGUCAUUGCGGACGAAAUUGCGAUUGCCCCCGAGCAGCUCACGAAUGAUGUGGAGUUCACUGACAUGGGCGUUGACUCUCUGAUGUCGCUGACCAUCCUGGGCACUUUGCGCGAGUCGUUCCACCUUGAUGUACCACUUUCCUUAUUUGAGGAUUGUCCAUCUGUUCAAUCUUUGAGCGAUUAUCUGGGGCUUUCUUCAUCUGGGGUCAGUAGUGACGCCCCCAGUAUCAAAUCAAGCGAAAAUGACACAGGAGCCUCCACACCACUCACCGGACCGAUGGAGAAUACCGCGUUUGAUACCAUCGAUGCCAGCGUCACAAUGAUUCUAUCCAUCCUGGCCGAAGAAAUUGGCCUCGGCGCCAAAGAACUCGCCAAAGUCGAAGAUUUCGCCGAAGUGGGAGUGGACUCACUUUUGUCUUUACUAGCCUUGGGCCGUCUCAGAGAGGAGAUGGGCCUGGACCUGCCGCCUGAUUUCUUCAUGGAAUCUACGAAUGCAGCUGCCGUUAAGAAUUCCCUAAAGACCAUCUACGGAGUCACGGAAAAUGUUUCGAUAGACCCAAGCCCCCGCACUACUGUCGCAUUAUCUACAACCAGUCACCCGCCGGCAACGUCCAUACUUCUCCAGGGCAGAUCCUCCUGUCCACAAACAUUGUUUUUAUUCCCAGAUGGGUCUGGCUCCUCGACAUCCUACGCCAUGCUCCCCAAUAUCUCUCCAGAUGUGCGUGUCUACGGCCUCAACUGCCCUUACAUGCAAAAGCCCGAGGACCUUAAGUGCGCUCUCCAAGAUCUGACACCAUCCUACGUGGCCGAAAUUCGUCGCCGCCAACCAUCCGGUCCCUACAAUCUAGCAGGAUGGUCUGCAGGAGGUAUCGCUGCUUAUGAUGCCGCCCAGUAUCUCAUUCAACAAGGUGAAGCGGUUCCACGACUUAUUCUACUCGACUCGCCCAACCCAAUCGGGCUAGAUAAGUUGCCGCCGCGCUUCUACCACUUCCUUGAGAAAGCAGGGGUCUUCGGAAGUCAUGGAGGAAAGAAGCCUCCUCCGUGGUUGAUUCGGCAUUUCCUCGCUUUCAUCGAGGCUCUGGACAAGUGGCGGCCGAUCCCAUUCAAGCCAGCGCACGCGGCGCCCCGGACAACGCUAAUUUGGGCUCGAGAUGGGGUGUGCAAGCUGGCUAGCGACCCGCGGCCUGAACUGCAAGACGAUGAUCCCAAGGAAAUGACUUGGUUGUUAGAGAAUCGUACGGAUCUUGGGCCCAAUGGCUGGGAUAAACUACUUGGUCAUGGUAUCAAGAUUGAAAGUGUUGCGAACGCCAACCACUUCACGAUGGUUCGAGAGCCCGCUGCUACAUCACUAUCUGCAAUUAUCCGCCACGCUAUGUUGAGCUGA
Messenger RNA from Penicillium verhagenii, 6294 nucleotides. RefSeq names its product type I polyketide synthase. Lineage: Eukaryota; Fungi; Ascomycota; Eurotiomycetes; Eurotiales; Aspergillaceae. The transcript has 4 exons. The record is from RefSeq and is a predicted model, not a curated record. Gene Ontology annotation, molecular function: phosphopantetheine binding; fatty acid synthase activity; 3-oxoacyl-[acyl-carrier-protein] synthase activity. Gene Ontology annotation, biological process: fatty acid biosynthetic process. Bases 1 to 6294 code for a protein of 2097 amino acids.